AUGCGUAUCGCCGGCAGCAUCGCCAUCGCUCUGGGCUUCGCAGGUGCUGCUUCCGCAAGCCUUCAUCCUCGCUCCCAAGAAUCCCGCGACUUCUUCGCCCUACACCUCGAUGCUGAUACUUCCCCCGACCGGGUGGCCCAGGUCCUCGGUGCCCGCCACGAGGGCAAGAUCGGAGAGCUUGCGGGCCACCAUACAUUUUCGCUGCCGCGCGAGAAGAGCUCCGAUUUCAACGCUUUGCUAAAGGAACUCCAGUCUACCCGGAAACUACGCCGGCGAUCCGGCCUCACAGCUCCACGAAAUGCAGACCCCCUCGAGGGGAUUCUGUGGUCACAUAAGAUCGCGCCUCCAAGGCAGCGGCUGGAAAAGCGGGCUCCUCCUUCCUCCUCAUACAUCGCCUCUCGAUCGAAUCCGUCUUUGUCAAGUAGAGUUGACCUGACGGCACAGAAUGAGAUCGCCACUGAGCUAGGCAUUACCGAUCCAAUAUUUAAGGACCAGUGGCAUCUAUAUAAUCCCUUACAACCGGGCUUCGAUCUGAACGUGACAGGUGCUUGGUUGAAUAAUGUGACUGGCCAGGGUAUUGCUGUGGCUGUUGUCGACGAUGGGCUUGAUAUGGAUAGCAAGGACCUAAAGCCUAACUACUUCCCUGAAGGUUCAUGGGAUUUCAACGAAGGUUCCGCCGAACCCCGUCCUCUGUUGCGUGAUGAUAAGCACGGUACGCGCUGCUGUGGCGAGAUUGCUGCAGCGAAGAACGAUGUUUGUGGAGUUGGAGUCGCGUACGACAGCAAAAUUUCGGGAAUCCGCAUUCUUUCAAAACCAAUCGAUGACGUCGACGAAGCGAAGGCUAUCAACUACGAAUUCCAGAAGAAUGACAUUUACUCCUGCUCCUGGGGGCCGCCGGAUGAUGGCGCAACGAUGGAUGCUCCUGGCAUCCUGAUAAAGCGAGCCAUGGUCAACGGUGUGCAGGAAGGCAGAGGAGGAAAGGGCUCCAUCUUCGUAUUUGCCGCCGGCAAUGGUGCUGUGUACGGCGACAAUUGCAACUUCGAUGGGUAUACAAACAGUAUCUACAGCAUCACGGUGGGUGCGAUUGAUCGCCUGGAGAACCACCCGACCUAUUCGGAGUCCUGUUCGGCUCAGCUUGUCGUGGCUUACAGCAGUGGUUCUGGUGAUGCAAUCCACACAACUGACGUGGGCACGGACAAGUGUUUCUCAGCCCACGGCGGUACAUCCGCUGCAGGCCCCCUCGCUGCAGGGGCCGUGGCCCUUGCACUGAGCGUUCGGCCUGAGCUGACCUGGCGCGACGUCCAAUACCUGAUGGUUGAGACUGCUGUGCCAGUGAACGUGGAUGAUGGCAGCUGGCAAGAUCUUCCCUCUGGAAAGAAGUUCAGCCACGACUGGGGCUUCGGUAAAGUCGAUGCUUCUUCACUUGUGGAGAAGGCUCUUACUUGGGAGAUGGUGAAGCCCCAGGCGUGGUUCCAUUCGCCGUGGUUGCGUGUGCACCGCAGUAUCCCCCAGGGCGAUAAAGGAUUGCUCAGCCGUUACAAGAUGACCCAGGACCAGCUCAAGAAGGCAAACCUUGCCAAGUUGGAACAUGUGACUGUUACAAUGAACAUCAAUCAUGCUCGUCGAGGUGAUCUCAGUGUAGAUCUACGCAGCCCAUCUGGGAUUAUCAGCGAACUCAGUGUUGCCCGGAAGUCUGACAACGCAAAUAUUGGCUACGUAGACUGGACUUUCAUGUCUGUCGCUCACUGGGGCGAAUCGCCCGAGGGUGAGUGGGAAAUCAUUGUGAAAGAUACCCAGGUCAACGAGUUCAACGGCGACUUCAUUGACUGGAGGAUCAAUUUCUGGGGCGAAGCCAUCGACGCUGCCAAAACGCACCUUCACCCAUUACCCGACGAACAUGAUCAUGAUCAUCCGUACGAGGAUCCUCAUGACAUUGCCACUGUUAGCGUAGACCCUGGCCCAGUCAAGACCGGCGCGCCUGAGAACAUUGAUGACCACCAUGACCGUCCUAUCAACCAGAAGCCCACUAGCACGCCAAAGCCCACAGUGACGCAGCCCGGUGAUGCUAGCAAGCCUACAGACGAAAACCCCACUGAUGAUGAGCUGGAGGUGGUCAAUCCUUCUCCAUCUACCACAAUCAGCAACCCUCCAACUCCUAGCAGCAGUUCUGGCUCGGAUUAUCUGUCUUCUUACCUCCCCACGUUUGGUGCCUCCAAGCGCACUCAGAUUUGGAUAUAUGCCUCAUUUGCGAUGAUCAUCGUUUUCUUCAUCGGUUUGGGUGUUUACUUCCAACUCCAGCGAAUCAAGCGUCGUCGCACCAACCCCAAUGACGACUACGAAUUUGAGAUGAUCGAAGACGAAGAGGAGAUGCAACCGAUGACCGGAGGGACCGGCCGUACUCAGCGCCGCGGAGGCGAGCUUUACAAUGCAUUCGCUGGCGAAAGUGACGAGGAAAUAUUCAGUGAUGAUGGUCACGAUGUGUACCAUGACCGAUUGGCUGAUAUCUCGGAGAAAGACAACGAGGAUGAUCCAUCCCCUAACAGCGGUCUUUUGUCUGAAAAGCCAUAA
This is a messenger RNA of Penicillium chermesinum, 2568 nucleotides long. RefSeq names its product kexin kexB (gene kexB). Gene Ontology annotation, cellular component: trans-Golgi network; Golgi membrane. The record is from RefSeq and is a predicted model, not a curated record. The transcript has 2 exons. Bases 1 to 2568 code for a protein of 855 amino acids. Gene Ontology annotation, biological process: protein processing. Gene Ontology annotation, molecular function: serine-type endopeptidase activity. Lineage: Eukaryota; Fungi; Ascomycota; Eurotiomycetes; Eurotiales; Aspergillaceae.